Messenger RNA from Homo sapiens (human), 3667 nucleotides. RefSeq names its product S1 RNA binding domain 1 (gene SRBD1). Lineage: Eukaryota; Metazoa; Chordata; Mammalia; Primates; Hominidae. The transcript is spliced from 21 exons. Gene Ontology annotation, cellular component: nucleolus; chromosome; cytoplasm. The coding region runs from base 50 to 3037 and encodes 995 amino acids. The record is from RefSeq and is marked validated. Gene Ontology annotation, molecular function: nucleic acid binding.
GCGGUGGCACUCACGGAAUCUCGGGUCUUCUGACGUGCCGGGCGGGAAGAUGUCAUCAUUGCCAAGAAGAGCGAAAGUACAGGUCCAGGAUGUGGUACUGAAAGAUGAAUUUUCUUCAUUCUCUGAGUUAUCAUCUGCCUCUGAAGAAGAUGACAAGGAAGAUAGUGCCUGGGAGCCCCAAAAGAAAGUUCCCAGAAGCCGUAAACAGCCCCCUCCCAAGGAAUCCAAACCAAAGAGGAUGCCUCGGGUGAAGAAGAAUGCCCCACAGAUCAGUGAUGGCUCAGAAGUCGUUGUUGUUAAGGAGGAGCUGAAUAGCUCUGUGGCUAUUGCUGAUACUGCUUUAGAAGACAGAAAAAAUAAAUUGGAUACUGUACAGACUCUGAAAACAGCCAAGACAAAACAGAAAUGUGCAGCGCAGCCACAUACAGUUCGAAGGACUAAAAAGCUGAAAGUUGAAGAAGAAACCAGCAAAGCCAGCAACUUAGAGGGUGAGAGUAAUAGUUCAGAGACACCAUCCACAAGCACUGUGUGGGGAGGUACAUGCAAGAAGGAAGAGAAUGACGAUGACUUUACAUUUGGUCAGUCCGCUUUAAAGAAAAUCAAGACUGAGACAUAUCCUCAGGGGCAGCCUGUCAAGUUUCCAGCAAAUGCCAAUAGUACUAAAGAGGAGGUGGAAAUGAAUUGGGACAUGGUACAGGUUUUAUCUGAGAGAACUAAUAUUGAACCUUGGGUUUGUGCCAACAUCAUUCGUCUCUUUAAUGAUGAUAACACAAUUCCCUUCAUUAUACGUUAUAGAAAAGAGCUCAUUAAUAACCUUGAUGCUGAUUCCUUGAGAGAAGUUCAGCAAACCCUAGAAGAGCUACGGGCUGUUGCAAAGAAAGUUCAUAGUACAAUCCAGAAAAUUAAGAAGGAAGGGAAGAUGUCUGAGUGCUUGUUAAAAGCCAUGCUGAAUUGUAAAACUUUUGAAGAACUAGAACACGUGUCUGCUCCAUAUAAAACUGGAAGCAAAGGGACUAAAGCCCAGAGAGCAAGACAGUUGGGCUUAGAAGGAGCAGCCAGGGCACUGCUUGAGAAACCAGGGGAGCUCAGUCUGCUAUCGUACAUUAGGCCUGACGUUAAAGGGCUUUCAACGCUUCAGGAUAUUGAAAUAGGAGUGCAGCAUAUUUUAGCAGAUAUGAUUGCUAAAGACAAAGACACGCUUGACUUCAUUCGGAACUUGUGCCAGAAGAGACAUGUUUGUAUCCAGUCAUCUCUGGCAAAAGUAUCCUCAAAAAAGGUAAAUGAGAAAGAUGUUGAUAAGUUUCUGCUCUACCAGCAUUUUUCCUGCAACAUAAGAAACAUUCACCAUCAUCAGAUUCUGGCAAUUAACCGUGGAGAAAAUUUGAAGGUACUGACGGUUAAGGUCAAUAUUUCUGAUGGAGUGAAGGAUGAAUUCUGUAGGUGGUGCAUCCAAAACAGGUGGAGACCACGUAGCUUUGCAAGGCCAGAGUUAAUGAAGAUCUUAUAUAAUUCACUGAAUGAUUCCUUUAAACGCCUUAUUUAUCCUCUUCUCUGUAGAGAAUUCAGAGCCAAACUAACAUCAGAUGCAGAGAAGGAAUCAGUAAUGAUGUUUGGACGGAACCUUCGUCAGCUCCUUUUAACAAGCCCUGUUCCAGGGCGCACCUUAAUGGGAGUGGAUCCUGGUUAUAAACAUGGUUGCAAAUUAGCUAUAAUUUCUCCUACUAGUCAGAUACUUCAUACUGAUGUGGUUUACUUGCAUUGUGGACAAGGCUUCCGAGAGGCGGAGAAAAUAAAGACACUUUUGCUGAAUUUCAACUGCAGCACAGUAGUGAUUGGAAAUGGAACUGCCUGCAGGGAAACAGAAGCUUACUUUGCUGACCUGAUAAUGAAGAAUUAUUUUGCACCACUGGAUGUUGUUUACUGUAUCGUCAGUGAAGCAGGAGCAUCAAUCUACAGUGUCAGCCCUGAAGCUAACAAAGAGAUGCCAGGGCUGGACCCUAAUUUGAGAAGUGCAGUUUCCAUAGCAAGGCGUGUACAAGAUCCAUUAGCUGAGCUAGUGAAAAUUGAGCCAAAGCACAUUGGAGUUGGAAUGUAUCAGCAUGACGUAUCCCAGACUUUACUCAAGGCAACACUGGACAGUGUUGUAGAAGAAUGUGUCAGCUUUGUGGGAGUGGAUAUUAACAUCUGUUCAGAAGUUUUGUUAAGGCAUAUUGCAGGACUCAAUGCCAACAGGGCCAAAAAUAUUAUUGAAUGGCGAGAGAAAAAUGGACCCUUUAUCAACCGAGAACAGCUGAAGAAAGUGAAAGGGCUGGGCCCAAAAUCCUUCCAACAGUGUGCUGGCUUCAUCAGAAUCAACCAGGAUUAUAUCCGAACGUUUUGCAGUCAGCAAACUGAAACUUCAGGCCAAAUUCAAGGAGUUGCUGUGACAUCUUCAGCAGACGUUGAGGUCACAAAUGAGAAGCAGGGCAAAAAGAAGAGCAAAACUGCAGUGAAUGUUUUACUGAAGCCAAAUCCUUUGGACCAAACUUGUAUUCAUCCAGAAUCAUAUGACAUAGCAAUGAGGUUUUUGUCAUCCAUUGGAGGGACACUGUAUGAGGUUGGAAAGCCUGAAAUGCAACAAAAAAUAAAUUCAUUCCUUGAAAAGGAAGGAAUGGAGAAAAUUGCAGAAAGAUUGCAAACAACAGUACACACCUUACAGGUCAUCAUAGAUGGUCUCAGCCAGCCUGAAAGCUUUGACUUUCGAACAGAUUUUGAUAAACCUGAUUUCAAGAGAAGCAUAGUAUGCCUGGAAGAUCUGCAGAUUGGGACAGUUCUUACAGGCAAAGUUGAGAAUGCCACUCUCUUUGGAAUUUUUGUGGAUAUAGGAGUGGGGAAAUCUGGGCUGAUUCCCAUACGAAAUGUAACAGAAGCAAAACUUUCAAAAACAAAGAAGAGAAGAAGCCUUGGACUGGGCCCCGGAGAAAGAGUGGAAGUCCAAGUACUCAACAUUGACAUCCCCCGAUCUAGGAUUACUCUGGACCUCAUUCGGGUGUUAUGAGUAUCCCACGAAGGCCAGACGCUGAUUUUAUUUUCUCAUUUCCACAGAUUGACAAGGAUAAGUCAGUUGUUUGUAAACUCUAGGUAGCAGAUGAGAAAUAAUUCACUUAAUAUCAGAAAUAUUUUCCAAACACUUUCCUUUAUUUUUUCUUCUGAAUAAAUAGAAAACCAACAGUUUGAUUUCCUUUUCCCUUAAAGGAAACAACUAAUACACAUUCUUAUAUGGCUUUAUGUAGUAAUAGUUUUCUGACUAAAAUUUUGUUUUUUAUUUUUUGUAAUUUAUCUUUAACUCCUUUUGCAUUUUGUAUAACAGAUUGCUUAACUUCUACUUGCCAACAUCUGCCUUGCUGGACUUGUAUGGGAUUGUCUUCUUGAUUUGAAUUGUACCGUCUUUGUUGACACAGUAGGGCUGGGCAGUGUUUAAUCCUUCCAUUUUAUAGAUUUUUUUUUAAUCAGGCCUUUUGGACUUCAUUCAUAAUUUUGCAAUAAUCUCUUUUCCCUUGUCAUGCAAGCCAAAAAUAUACCAGUAAAACAGAUUCUGACGUGUUUGUAGUUAUCAAAUGAAUGGCUCGAAACACUUCUCAAAAGGAUAUACGUAUUGACCCCAACAAUAAAUGUUUGUGGCUAGUGA